AUGGGCUGCAAUCUGUGCACUUUUCAGAAGAGAGAGGAGCACUACAAACUGCUCUAUGAAGUUUCACAGGUCAAUGGGAAGGACCUCUCCAAAGCCACUCAUGAAGAGGCAGUGGAAGCUUUUCGCAAUGCCAAGGAGCCAAUUGUCGUUCAGGUUUUACGACGAGCCCCAAUUAGCAAAGCUCCUGGUAGCUCUCAGGAUGUUCGGCUUGUGGAUGCCAGCACUCAGACAGACAUCACUUUUGAGCACAUUAUGGCUCUGGCCAAACUAAGGCCUUCCACACCGCCGGUUCCCGAUAUCUGCCCUUUUUUACUUUCAGACAGCUGCCAUUCUCUUCACCCAGUGGAGCAUGACUUUUAUGAAGGUAAUGAGUAUCUUUCCAGCCUGCCUGCUGAUGCAGAUAGAGCAGAGGACUUUGAGUACGAGGAGGUAGAGCUGUGCCGCAUUAGCAGCCAGGAGAAGCUGGGGCUGACUGUCUGUUACAGAACCGACGAUGAGGAGGACACGGGGAUCUAUGUCAGCGAGGUUGAUCCAAACAGCAUUGCUGCCAGAGAUGGCCGGAUCCGUGAAGGAGAUCGCAUUUUGCAAAUAAAUGGCCAAGAUGUCCAGAAUCGGGAAGAAGCAGUGGCAUUGCUCUCCAGCGAAGAAUGCAAGAAAAUCGUGUUGCUGGUUGCCAGACCGGAGAUGCAGCUGGAAGAAGGGUGGCUGGAUGAUGAAAGGAAUGAAUUCUUAGAGGAGUUAAACUUGGAAAUGUUGGAAGAGCAGCAUAAUGAAGCGAUGCAGUACACAGCCAACGAGGUGGAGCAGCCAAAGAAACACGAAGAGGAGGAUGGCACUACAGACACUGCAACCUCAUCAUCCAACAAUCAUGAGAAGGACAGUGGGGUGGGACCUACCGAUGAAAGUCUGCGUAAUGAUGAGAGCUCGGAGCAAGAAAAUGCACCUGAGGAGCAGAACAGCGCUACCCUGCAGAGCAAACGGGAGCUGGGCCACAGCCAAGAUACGUUAGGAAGUGUUGAGCUCCAGUGCAAUGAAAGCUUUGUGUCUGGGGAAUACAUUGAGUCUGAUUUCAUAGGAAACCCAGAGGAGGAAUGUGAAAGGUUUCGGCAGCUGUUGGAACUGAAGUGCAAGAUUCAAAACCACGGGGAGUAUGACCUAUAUUACUCGAGCAGCACAAUAGAGUGCAACAGAAGAGAGCAAGAUGGAGUGGAGCAUGAGCUGCAGCUACUCAAUGAGGAACUGAGGAACAUUGAACUCGAAUGCCAGAAUAUUAUGCAAGCGCACCGGCUCCAAAAGGUGAGGGAUCAGUACGGAGACAUUUGGGCUUUACAUGACGAAGGGUUCAGGAAUUAUAACACCAGCAUAGAUGUACAAAGAGGCAAACUGGACGACAUCAUGGAGCACCCUGAGAAGUCCGACAAGGACAGCUCCAGUGCCUACAACACGGCUGAAAGUUGCAGGAGCACUCCACUGACCGUGGAGCGGUCCCCCGAUAACUCUCUCCAGAGGAUGAUCAGCAUAACCAACAGGAAAAACCUGAGGAGCACAAUCGUGGCUAAUCAGUCAUCCUCAGGGCAAAGCAACAGGGAGACAACCUCAGCCAAAACCAAACCCACUGAGCAAAACAGCGCUGCUGAGGACGCGGUGCUGGCAUCAGAAAGCGGCAAAUUCACAGACCAGGAAAAGCAGAGCAGCGAGCACAUUCCCUACCUGUCUCCAUAUCACAGCUCUUCUUACAGGUAUGGGAAUAUACCUGCUCAUGCAAAGCAUUAUCAAAGCUACAUGCAACUGAUCCAGCAGAAGUCCGCUGUGGAGUACGCCCAAAGCCAGCUCAGCCUGGUGAGCAUGUGCAAAGACUCGCAGAAGUGUGCGGAGCCCAAGAUGGAAUGGAAAGUGAAAAUAAGGAGUGAUGGGACGAGGUACAUCACAAAGAGACCGGUUCGAGACAGAAUCCUGAAGGAACGUGCCUUAAAAAUUAAAGAGGAACGCAGUGGGAUGACGACAGAUGAUGAUACGAUGAGUGAGAUGAAGAUGGGUCGCUACUGGAGCAAAGAAGAGCGGAAGCAGCAUUUGGUGCGAGCUAAGGAGCAGAGGCGGCGGCGGGAGUUCAUGAUGAGGAGCAGGCUGGAGUGUCUUAAGGAAAGUCCGCAGAGUGGCAGCGAGGGCAAAAAGGAGAUUAACAUUAUUGAACUGAGUCACAAAAAGAUGAUGAAAAAGAGGAACAAGAAAAUCUUGGACAACUGGAUGACAAUCCAAGAACUGAUGACACACGGUGCUAAAUCUCCAGAUGGCACAAGAGUGCACAAUGCCUUUUUAUCAGUUACUACUGUAUGA
This is a messenger RNA of Egretta garzetta (little egret), 2334 nucleotides long. RefSeq names its product PDZ domain containing ring finger 4 (gene PDZRN4). Gene Ontology annotation, molecular function: protein binding. The record is from RefSeq and is a predicted model, not a curated record. NCBI's taxonomy places the organism in Eukaryota, Metazoa, Chordata, Aves, Pelecaniformes, Ardeidae. Bases 1 to 2334 code for a protein of 777 amino acids. The transcript is spliced from 8 exons.